Cajanus cajan (pigeon pea) is the source of this 338-nucleotide messenger RNA. The record is from RefSeq and is a predicted model, not a curated record. NCBI's taxonomy places the organism in Eukaryota, Viridiplantae, Streptophyta, Magnoliopsida, Fabales, Fabaceae.
GACGCAAUGGGAACCUCUUUUCUUCGCUCCCACGAUUGUCUUCAAGGCCACGACGCAAUGCCCCUCUAUUCAUCUUCCAUUAGAUCACAAAGAAACCCUAACCCUAGCCCCAAUCCUUCUCACGCUCGCCGGCGGAAGGUCUACGACGGCGAUCGCUCCAGCAUGGUGGUGAAGGGCCCCGACGCGAACCUCGUCAUGGGCCAAGUCAAGAUCCUCAAGAGAGGCGAGAAGUUAAGCCCCGGCGCGAACCUCACCCUAGGUAACCCUAACCUCCUCUUCUCGGUCCAUCACCGGACCCGAGACUGACACCGCGCUCCAAGUACGUUCAUUUACUUGGA